Molecule: messenger RNA, 402 nt
Organism: Micromonas commoda
Lineage: Eukaryota; Viridiplantae; Chlorophyta; Mamiellophyceae; Mamiellales; Mamiellaceae
Gene: TAF10
Product: transcription initiation factor TFIID sub.10
Exons: 3
Coding region: 1-402 (133 amino acids)
Biological process (GO): transcription initiation at RNA polymerase II promoter
Cellular component (GO): nucleus; transcription factor TFIID complex; SAGA complex
Molecular function (GO): RNA polymerase II general transcription initiation factor activity; promoter-specific chromatin binding
Source: RefSeq, a predicted model, not a curated record
AUGACUCUACUUCACGAUCAAACGAGCACCGACGAGACACUGGAUGGUCUAUCAAAAAAUGAGUUGGCACAAUUUUUUAGCGAUCUCGAUGAGCUCGCACCCACGAUCCCCGACGCGCUCACCAACCACUAUCUGAAGAUCAGCGGCGUGACAAAUGCAGACAGGCGUAUCACGCGACUUGUUUCACUUGCAGCGCAAAAAUUCAUUUCUCAGAUCGUGACUGACGCGAGGAUUUGCGCACGACAGCGUAUGGAAAUGCAGCCGAAAGACAAACGCGCGAAAGGGUUGGACCCAAAGGACAGGCGAGUUGUGCUGACCGAGGAAGAUCUUAUGGCUGCACUGGCUGACUAUGGCUUGGACAUAAGGAAACCGGCUUAUUUUGCUGGCGGCGUUGCUGAAUAA